Nicotiana tabacum (common tobacco) is the source of this 1533-nucleotide messenger RNA. The record is from RefSeq and is a predicted model, not a curated record. NCBI's taxonomy places the organism in Eukaryota, Viridiplantae, Streptophyta, Magnoliopsida, Solanales, Solanaceae.
AUGGCUUUUGAGCUCCUUACACUGAGGAUGUUCCAUGGAGGUAAAUUACAACAGUAUCCUAUCAACUACAAAGGAGGUAUUAUGACAGAGUACUUUGAUAUUGAUGUUGACAGAUUUUCAUAUUUUGAGUUUGUAGACUAUGUGAAAGAAAAUGGGUAUAAUUGUGAAACAUGUGAUAUUUAUGUGAGACCACCUAUGUCUAGCACUUUGGUAAAAGAUUUAGCUGAUAGGGAUAUUAUGGGUAUUGUGCAUCUAUUAAAAAAUGGGGAUAUAUUUGAAGUGUGUGUGUCCUACUUUGUUGAUGAAGCAUUAGUGGUCCCUCCAGCUAUUGAAUAUGGCAGUGAAGGUGUAGGGUUUGAAGAACCACAAAAGAGUGUCCCUGUUACUGAUGAUGUGUCUAGUGGUUAUGAGGGUGGUCCUUCUAAUCUUGAUGAUACUCCAUUAGUUGAAACUGAUGUAGAAAGCAGUGACCAUAGUACAGAUUCAGAAAUUGAAGAGCUGUUUGAGGAAGGGGAAGAAGAAUAUGGUAGUGAUGUUGAUGAAGAGUAUAGGAAUUUAAGAGAAGAGAGGAAAAAGAUGAAGCUGCUAGUUUUGAAACAAAUCCUGAUGAAACUGCUUAUGAUGAAGGUGAAGAUGAAGUCCAAUAGCCAACUUUCUUUUGAGAGUGUUAGACAGUUUAGAGAAGCACUUACUAAGUAUGCAGUUGAUGAACAUGUAGAGUUAGAUAAGUAUGUUAAUGAACGAACAAGGGUGAGAGUAAAGUGUUGUGCUGGCUGUCCAUGUCUCUUGUUUGCUAGUUAUGAUUCUAGGACAAAAGCUUUUGUUGUGACGAACUAUAAUCCACUUCACAAGUGCAAUGGUACUACCAAGAAUAAACUGUGCAACUCAAAGUACUUAGUAGAAAGAUAUAAGGAUAGAAUAAUUUAUGAACCAACUAUUAGAAUCUUUAAGUUUCAGGAGUUAGUUCAAAAGGAGUUAGAAGUGUAUAUUGGAAGGACUGUUGCAAGGAAAACCAAGAAUAUUGUAUUAACACAGAUUAUGGGAGACCAUAUUAAGGAGUUUGGCAGAAUUCUGGACUAUAGAGAUAAGCUGCUAAGGACUAAUCCAGACAGCACAUGUGUUGUGAGACUUAGUGAAGAAACACAUGAAGAUGGAAGGAAAAUGUUUGUAGCAUUUUAUAUCUGCUUUGAUGUAUUGAAAAAGGCCUUCCUUGAUGGUUGUAGGAGGUGUAUUGGGUUUGAUGGUUAUUUUUUGAAAGGUGUAUGUAAAGGGCAAUUACUUGUGGCUGUUUGUAAGGAUGGGAAUAAUCAGAUGUUGCCAUUGGCUUGGUCAGUAGUUAAAGUUGAAAACACAUUUAAUUGGAGAUGGUUUGUGAACCUUUUAAAGAAUGAUCUUGAGCUUGGAGAUGGGACAGAGUUGACUGUUAUUACAGACAUGCAGAAAGUAACUUAUAUUCUGUUAAAUGUGUUGUUCAAAUCUGUUAAUCUUUUUAUUCUUUUAACUGUUUAUCUUUUAUAUGUUAUAGGGACUUGA